This is a messenger RNA of Neospora caninum, 9228 nucleotides long. RefSeq lists its product as hypothetical. Gene Ontology annotation, cellular component: small-subunit processome; nucleolus. Lineage: Eukaryota; Apicomplexa; Conoidasida; Eucoccidiorida; Sarcocystidae. The transcript is spliced from 12 exons. The record is from RefSeq and is a predicted model, not a curated record. Gene Ontology annotation, molecular function: RNA binding; protein binding. Bases 1 to 9228 code for a protein of 3075 amino acids. Gene Ontology annotation, biological process: rRNA processing.
AUGGCGCAGACUCACCGGGGUCGGUCGGGCCUCUCUCUCACCUCUGUGCUUCCGGAGGAGGCGGACUUUCCGCGCGCAGCUCCCCGGCAUUUGUCUUCCUCGAACUCCGGCGCGUCUUCUCAAACUUCGCGAUCCGCUUCGUCGACGUCUCGACCCGGCAAAGGCCAGCAGCCUGCGCGCGCCGCAUCCGCCUCGCGAGGCCCGGCCAGUUCAUCUGCGCAGUAUGCGCCGUUUUCGUCUUCAUUUCCUGCGACGCCGUCGGCGUUCUCUCCCGCAGCGCUAGCGGGCGAGGUGCGGAGGCGCGAGAAACUCAGCUCGGCGCAGAAGGACCGCGGGUUGCGCGCCGACCCGGAUUCGGGUGUAUGUUCACCUCAGAGUGGCGAGCACCUUGAGCGGCUGGUGCGUCCUGUCGAGGCGGGGGACGUGUCCCCCGGUUCGCUGCUCCUCGGAGUCGUCGCAGAGAUCCACGCCAACGAAUUGAUUGUGCAUCUGCCCUACGGCAUGAUGGGGUACGUCCCGCGCACGCAGGCUCAGGAGGCGACGCCCGGCAGCACUCCUGGCGCGUCAGCUAGCUACGGGCGUGCUGUGUCCGAGGCGGAGGAUUUCGAGGGUGACGCGACGUGGGAGGCGAACGCCGCGCGAGGCCGGGGAUCGAAGGCGGCGGGAGGCCACCCGAACAUGCUCCCGCUGACUCGAAGUCACUUUGUCGGGCAAAUUGUCCAGACUGUCGUUCUAGGCGGCGGCCGCGAAGGCCGGAACGUCGAGGGCGAGGGUGACGCGCACCGCCGCUCCCCGCAGAGCUCCAGCGUCUUGCUGCUCUCGCUGCGACCUUCCCUCUUCAACGCGGGCCUCUCGCUCGACGCUCUCGCACCCUCCAUGGUUGUGCCUGCUUCGAUCGCCGCAGUCGAGGAGCACGGCUACAUGCUGUCUUUCGGCGUCCACGAGCUUUCCGGGUUUCUGCGGUUUCCCCCGCAGUCUCCCCCGGCGGGCGAGAGGCUCCCUCUCCACUCGGUCGUCUCCGUCCGAGUGGACAAAGUGAACCAGCCCGCGAAGGUGGUCAUUUGCUCGCUGCCUGGCGACGGCGAGGCAGAAAUGGUGUCCGCGAGCGAAGCAGACGGGGCGCCGACUGCAGGCAGCCGCAAGGAACGGGAGACGAAGGAGGCGAUCCUGGAGAAAAAGCGGGGUGAAGCUGCAGCCGAGGGUCGGAAGGCUGAGACCCGCGACGCGCCGCUGCCUCUGAAGGCGUCACUGGACUGGACAGCCGUGAAACCCGGUCUUCUUGUGCAGGCGAAAGUCGCGCAGCUCGUCAGACAGCGCGACCUGACGACUGCGGAGGCGCGACGGCACGGCAAGCAGGAGAAGCGUGAGAGGAAGCGCCGCGGCGCGAGUGCCGAGGGAGACCGAGAACUCAGACUCGCAGAAGAAGUACGCGCCCUCACAGUUACGUGCCUGAACGGCCUUCCCGGCGUGGUCCUCCAGGCACAUCUCGGCAACCCUCUGGAGUUGCCUGCGCCGCAGGCGUCCUCUCUAGACAAGAAGGGUGUGAAACGUCCCAACGCCAAGGACGCGCCUGUCUCUGAGGCCUCAAGCGCGUCGUCCUCUGCGGCCACGACGUCGGAGGACCUCGAGGCGAUCCUCCAGCGCUACGAGGCCCAUGUAGACGCUCUCCAGGGACGGAUUGUUGUCGGACGCGUCGUCGCAGCUCUUCCCGACGUCCGCCGAGUCUACAUCUGUCUCCUGCCCCACCUCGUCGCCUGGCGGCCAAGCGACGCGUCGCUGGCGCUCUCGCGCCCUGGCGCUUUCCUCCGAGGCGCGUCGUGCGUCGUCCAAACCCCCCUCUCGCAGGCAGGUGACCUUCGCGCCUUGCUCGCUGUGUCCGCGCCGGGUUCGCAGCCGCACACGGAGGAGGCUGCCAAGGGAGAGGCCUGCGAAGGCUCAACAGGCGCUGCCUCAGCCGCCGCGGUAGACGCGCGGCUGGUGCUCGUGCGGAUCCCUGCGCGCUUCGGGACUCACGCAAAUGCGGCGUGGAGAAAAAAGGGAAAAGACGGGAACGGGGCGGCGGCGCUCCUGACGCCGGGCGGGCUGCUCGGGCCUGGGGCCGAAUGCCGCGUGCUCUUCGUCGACCGGUUUCUGGGCGAGAUCGUGGCGGGGAAUGCGUCGGCAGUUUUGAAAGACAAACUGCUCACGCCUUUUGACCUCGAGGCCGGAGACUUCGUCUUGGGAUCGGUUACCAAAAUCCUCUUUGGCCGCGGAGAACGCGACGCUGAGCGGAAGCAAAAGGCAGACGGGCGAGACGGCGUCGUCGUCAGCCUUUCGCCGCACCUCUCAGCAUUUGUUCCGCUCUACCAACUCUCGGAUGUCCCGUUGUCCACGAUGCCUGCGUUUGUGAGUAUCGGCGCGACGUUGAAGCUCCGCGUGAUCUCCAGGGUUUGCUGCGCGAGUUGCAGCGCGCUGGACGGUCCCAUGAACAAGAAUUUUUUCUACUUUUUCCCCUCCGCGCCGCUGCCCCACCCUGGAGCCGCGGCUGCCUACUCUCUCGCGCGGCGCCACGGCUCCGGCGUGAUGGUGUCUGGGGGCGGCGGCAGAGUUCGGCUGUUUCUCACCGCGAAGAAGAGCUUGCUCCAACAGGCCGAGAGGCCUCUCUCUUUCCUCACAAAGGAGCUGACCUGCGCCUGCGACUUGCCGCACGACCCGCUCGAAGGCGGGGCUCCGGGAGACAGUCUCGUCUGCGCGCCAGCGGGGAGCCUCGUCGAGGGGGCGAUCGUGACGGCUUAUAUUGGGGAAGUCAAGGCUGCGAGAGCCGGCGGAGCGCCAAACAAAGGCCGAGACCGGCACGAACUGCCCUUCGUCUCCCUCGUGUUCCUCGGCGGUCUGAAGGCUCAGCUGACGAAAGACCAGGUUGCGCGCGCCGUUCAAGAAGGGCGCAGUCUGACUGUCGGAGCGCUGAUGAAGGUUCGGAUCCUGUCGAUCAACUGCAUGCGGCGAUCCUUUCGUGUCUCUCUCGACCUUGGAGGCUUGACGGGGGAUGCUGCGUCGAAAUCCGGAGCAGAUCGCGGAAGGCCGCUCUCUCACCUCUCCUCGCUGAAAACGGGUUUCGCUGUUCUACGCCGCAAUGCAUACAUUCUCGCCAUCACAGAAGAAGGCGUCUUCGUCGCUCUCCGGUCUUCCGCAGGGAGCGACGGGGCGGCCGAGACAGACGAGCCGCGAGGGCAGAAGGCCGAGAAGAAGGCCAAGGGCGAGAAGAAUGGGAAGAAACAGACUGGCGGGAAUCCCGAGGACGGAAGCGGGUCGCCGCCGGUUCUCGCUUUCGUGCCGAAAUUGCAUCUCAGCGACGAAGUCCGCCUUGCAGAAGAACUCUGCUCCCUUAUGAAGGUCGGCUCGAACCUCCCCUUCGACGCCGUCGUCCUCUCUCCAGCGGCUGCGGUUCGACCUGGUGCACCCGUGCAGCUGUGGCGAGAGGACGCGACCGAGGGACUCAGCCGCGCAGAUGGACUCGAAGAUUCUCGCGUGGCGCAAGUGGCCAAACUCCUCGCCCGCGAACUAGAGCAAAAGGACGAAGACCAAACUUCGACGGAACGCGUCGUUCGCGACGUCUGCUUGCUCUCAUGCAAACCGUCUCUCAGAAAGAGCGCUUCGGACGGCUCGUUUGUGACGGGGUCGAGCAGCUUGGCGGUGAUGGCCGGCGCGAAGUCUGGGCAGCCUCGCGUUUUGUUUGGGUACGUGCGUCGCGUGGGCGGUUUCGGCUUGCUUGUCAGUUUCGGGGCAUGGCAACUCACUGGACUCGUCCCCCACAGUUACAUCUCGGACUCCUUCGUCGAGGGCGACGCGCAUCUCCACAGACUGUACAGGGAAGGCAUGACGGUUCGUGCAUGCGUUGUCUCCGUCCACGAGAAAGCCGAGGCGGGGACUCAGGCUCCUGCGCUCGCAGCAGGGAAGGCCGAGGGUGCCCAGGAACCGGCGCGUCGCGCCUCGAAAACCGGAGGGGCGACCAGUGGCGAGGCUGAGGACCGCCAAUGCAAGGGGAAACCCCUGCAGUUUGUCGUCGACAUCCGCCCGCGACGGCUCAGCGUCCUGCAGAGACAGGAAGCGUCGGGCGAGGCGGAGACCAAACGGGCUCGGGGGACACUCGGCAUCGACAUGCUUUCGUCCCUUCUCGACCAGCGCGAGUUGGCCGCCCAGCUCGGGCGCGCCCCGGGGGGCGAAAGUCGUGGAAAGCCAAGCCACGGAGCAGAGACUGCCUCGUGGGGGAUGAACGCGUUCCACGUCGGCCAGCUCGUCGAGGGGCGUGUGACGCAGGUUCUCCCGAACUGUCUCCUGGUUGCGCUCGAGUCGCCAGUUUCGCGUGCUUCAACCUGCGGAGAGGAAGCGCGAAGAGCGGCGGGAGACGGCGACAGUGCAGAUGAGGUCGCAAAGGCCGCGGCGCCGGCAGCGACAGGCGUUGUGCUGGAACACCAACUUCCCGAGGGCGAAACCAUGGACUCAUUGAGUCAGCGGCAAGCGGCGCAGAUCUCCAAGACGGGGCAAGGCCUCAAGAUGACCUUUGUGACUCUCGACGUCGACUGGGUGACAGGCAUCAUCGACCUCUCGUGCCGCCGGCGCCUGAUCGAGCCCCUCGAGAAGGUUCGAAACGCGCUCCUGCAAGCCGCCGCCGACGGCCGGAUGUAUGCACACUUUGCCCUUCACGGCUCGGGCCUUGCGAGGACGACGGACUCAACCGAGUCGAAGCCAAAGACGGGCGACAGAGACGGUCCCAACGCGCAACGAGCGUCCGGUGCGAAGGGCGAGAGCAAGAAGAAGGGACUUCCCGGCGGCGACGCCCAUUCCGAGAGCGUCAUCACGGAGCCGCUUCCCACCUCGCUUCUGUCCGCCGCCUCACACGCGAAGCAGUCCAGCAAGAAGCAGAAACGCAGCCGGUCGUCUGGCGAGGCUGACCUCGAGCCGCCUUCCGAACCGCGCGCCUGGGAACUGCCCAGGCAGCUUUUGCCUCCGCGGGUGUUGGCCCGCAUUCACGAGCUCUGCGUGGCGAGUCCGCCGAGUUCCGCCGAGGUCCAGGUCGAGAAUGCGGCGUACGCCGUGCUGGUGGCAGAUUUCGCCCUCACGCUCACGAUCUCGAGUUCGCCUGCGCCGGCAGCGUCCAAGGGCUCUCUGACGGUGAAUCUGCCGCUCUUCCUCUUUACGCUCUCGUGCCGAAACAACACUUUGCAGCCUUGCCAGCUGUCGUCUGCAGCCUUCGACACGCCCGGCCCUUCCGCCGCUUCGGCUCAGGCAGCGCACGCGACGGCUGCCUCAGUGUCUCUGUCGCGCUUCCUGGCUCGGCACCCCAGCUCCGGUGUCCUCCUGGCCGACUGUUGUUGGGAGCGGCACCAGCAGGCGCUGAUUGAGGCGCAGCAGAAGCGAGGGACGCGAAGCAAGAACCGGUUUGUGCGGGAUCAGCUUCAGAAGGUUCUGCGCGGGGAGAGUCCGAGCAGCUUCGCGCACCCAUGGGACGGACCCGGGGCAGGCUCCGACGCGGGUCGGGGCCUGCGGGGCCAGGCGCUGUCGAGCGUCGAAGAUGUGGAGAAGGACGUGACGGUGGGGAAGCUCCUGCGGUGCCGCGUGACCGCCGUCGGACCGACGGUGGCUCUGGCGCGGCUGAAAAAGCCAAAGAAGGCGCUGCUGAUUCGGCUGCACGCAGCCAAUGCGGUGGCGGGCUCCCCCAUGACGCCGGCCCUGGGCGCAUGCAUAACGCCCUUCAAACACCUUCACCCGGGAUCGAUCGUCGACGUCCGAGUGCUGCGCCUCCACAGAGAUGAGGGCGCGCCGGCCGAAGCGAAGCAGGUGAGGCGAGAGAAGCGGCAGGAACAGGCUGCCGACGCUGAGGACUCAGAUAGUGGAGACGAGCCGCAGGCGGCAUCUGCGACUCGCAAGAACGAGUGGACUGCGGAUGUCGAGCUCGUCCCGCAGCCGUCGGCCCGGGCGCUUGACGCGGCUGACGACGCCCUGAAAAGGCGCCGGAGCGAGAACGAGGGGAAACGGAGUCGCGCAGAGAUAGAGGCCGAAGACCCGCGCUGGGCCGUUGUCGAACACGUGGGGCCACGGGGCCUAAAAAUCCACUGUGGGGUCCGGGAGGCCGCGCUGCCGGCCCCAGGCGACGGGGACUCGGCCGCUCCGAGCAAGAAGCGGAAACUGGCACGAUGCGCCGCGGCGUCCAGCGAAGUGAGGAUGGGCGGCUUUGCGGGCGGCGAGGAACGAGGGCGAAUUGAGUGGGGCGACACCGUCCGAGGCGCCGCGCAAGAGGCGCCCCAGAAGCAGUACAAAGUCGGCGAGGUAUUGAGUGUCAUGCCUCUGCCCGUCGUUGCGUGCACGCGAGCCGUUUUCGAAGAAGCUCUCGGCAAAUUUGCUGCCAAGAAGAACAACGAAAACGGGGACGAGACCGAGAGUGGAGGCCCCGGCGAACGCAAAGGCUCAGGCCGGACCCUACUGCGAACCUACGCGGUCGUCACGCAGGCAGAAGGCGGGGACAAGAGAAGCCAUUCGAAACUAUCAUGUGCACCAGUGCCUCGGCCGCUGAGAGAGGUCUUCACUUCGCUGCCGGCCGCUCUCUCCGCCUGGUCCGCCUGGCGCUUCCCACCCAACGCGGUCUGCUGGGGCGUCGUUCACCACUUUCUCUCGGCUCCUUUCGCCGUCGCCGUGCAGCUCUCGAGUGUCGCGUUGUCUCCUCGCGAUGGCGAGGCGACUCGGCCUUCGCUCCGCACAUCCGGCGGCUCGACAGACACUCACGAACUCGUCCAGUUGCCGAUCCUCGCAGCGGUGCACGUGGCCGAAGUGCUCGACGACUGGGUCUCAGACCCCGUCAAGCGCCUCGACCUCAAAGUCGGGCAAGCAGUGAAAGUGAAGAUUUUGCCGAUUGCCCAGCGAGGCGAGAACGGCCGAACGGACAAGACCGCGAGCAGAAGCGGGCUGCCUCUCGAGGCUUCGCUCCGCCUCAGCCAAGUGGAAGCCAAGGAAGGGUUGCGGAGCGACGCCUUGCGGAGCGGCGACCUGCGGAGCGACGCCUUGCGAUUCGAGAACCUGGAGGUGGGGCAAGAGGUGUCGGGUCUCGUCGUCUCGUCAGGCCAGGCGGGUGUUUUUGUCGCGGUGAGUCGCAGCCUGACGCUUCGCAUCAAGUUGCAGAAGCUCCUUUCGGAGAACGCCGGCGCGACGACGCCCGCGAAAACCAGGGGGACAGAGGCCGCGGAGUCUCCCGCCGGAGUGGUGGCUUCACGCCUGGUAACUGGCGACGAGGCGAAGGCCCUCUUCCCAGUGGGGCGGCUUGUGCAGAACAUCCGUAUCGUCGCCUUGGAUCCAGAGACCCGACGCAUCGAGGGCUCUCUCCGGCCGAGCAGCGUGAAGAAGCGAACCGAUGGCGAAGGGGCCGACGGCACUGGCGAGACGGGCGAAAGUGCAAAGGCUCACCAAAAGGACGAGAAGGCACGCCCAGGGUUUGAGAACCUGACCGCGCGCGCGGACUCGGAAGCGAAGAGGACUGCGAACAGGCUGCUGGAGAAGCUGAACGUUGGAGACGUGAUUGACGGCCGCGUCCGGGGGCUCGAGACGUUCGGCGUUUUCGUUCGACUGGAAGACGGCGAAGAUGGGGACCAGGACCGGAUCUCAUUAGACGUUCUUUGCCACGUCAGCGAGAUGGGCGGGAACGACUGGCAAGAGAAGCGCGCGCGGCUGCAGCGGCUGCAAAAAGGCGACCUCGUGCGAGGCCGCGUGACGAAAAUCGACCGGGCGCAGGGGAAAGCUUGGAUCAGCCUCGACGCCGAAGUUUUCGACUCGGAAGAAGGCGCCAGCGAGGAAGAAGAUCUCCUCGCUUUGGCCGGCGAGGAAUCAAGUGACGAAGACAUGACCGGCCUGGACAGGCCCCAUGCGACGCGCAAGAACCGUCAAGCGAUGGAGGUGGACUUUGAGGAUGAGGGCCGGAAGAAAAAGCACCGGGAAGCCGGCAAGCAGGAAGGGAGCGAAGACGAGAGCCCGGGAGCCGUGGACGGCGGCGACUCCUCCGCCGACGAAGGUGAAGAAGCAGGCGGCUCCUGGAGCGCGGGCAUCUCUGCCAGCGCACACUCAUGGGGAUGGAGUGAGACGGGGCCUUCCGCGAACGAGGGAGGAGCUAACGGGGAGAGCGACGUCCUCAUGUCGGACUCCGAGGGAGAACUCGACACAACGCAACCCGACUUGAACGAUGCGGACGAGGACGACGAGAAAAAAUCCAAGGCGGCACGUCGUCGGCAUGAAGAAGAAGCGAGACGACAGGAGGAAGAAACUCGCCGCCUGGAAGACAACGCCGGACGGUCCUGGAUGGAGGAUCCGCGCAGCCCCGAAGACUUUGAGCGUCUGGUCCUGGUGAACGGCAACUCGGCAGCCGUUUGGAUCAGGCAAGUGGAGAUCUCUGGCGACUCGGCGCAUGCAGAGAGCCGCAGACGACAGGCAAUGAACUACAUGGCGUACUACUUGAAGCUGAACGAACUGCAGAUGGCCCGGCAGGUUGCUGAGCGGGCCAUCCAACAUAUCAACUAUCGAGAGGAACAGGAACGUUCGAGCGUCUGGAUUGCGUAUCUCAAUCUUGAAUGCGUGUACGGGGACCGCGUCGACGAGAUUUUUAAGAGGGCCGUCCAGUACAACGACAGCAAGAAGAUUCACUAUCAGAUGACCUUCAUCUACGAAAAGGCACGCCAGCUGGAUAAGGCCCGCCAGAUGUGCGAGAAAUGUUGUGAGAAGUUCCCAGAAUCACAGAAGAUGUGGGUUCGCCAUCUCACCUUGCUGUACACGGCACUAGAUGCGGCAAGCGCCGCCCGCGACCUCAUGCUCCAGGCUCUCUUCCGCCUGCCCAGGAGGAAGCACAUCGAAUUUGUCGCCACCUGUGCUCGACUGGAGUAUAAGCACGGAAGUAAAGAACGAGGCCAAACGUACUUCGAGAAGCUGCUUGCGGAACAUCCGAAGAGGACCGACAUUUGGUCGCAGUAUGUAGAUGCGCACAUCGCAGCUCACACGCCUCCCCGGUGUGUCCCAGCCAAUCUGCAGUCGAUCCGAGUUCUGUUUGAGCGGACGACAUCACUUCAGCUCAAGUUGCGCAAGAUGAAAUUCUUCUUUACCCGAUGGCUCGGCUUCGAGAAACAGCAUGGCACUGCCGAAACGCAAGCUCGAGUGCGUGCCAAGGCUCGGCAAUUCGUUCAGAGCGUCGAAAACAAAAUCCGGCAAGAAUCCUGA